AAAUUAAUAAUGCAAGUAAAAAUAUAAACAUGGGAGUCCCACAAUCGCCAUUUUGUGCAAAGCCUACCUCUAUUUUCUUCAUUCAUUUUUUAACGAAAAUUUAUCAAUUAUAUAGAUAGAGAUAUUGUUUCAAUGUCGAAUUUUAAUUGGUAGCAUAUUUUUUAAGGGAGAAGUUAGAGAUAGAAGUAUAUAGUGAGUUAAAAACAAUAUUAAAAAUUCCAUUAAAAUAGACAAGGUAUAAUAAAAAUGGUGACGAUGAAUAAUGAAGUCCGCUCUAUUUCAGAUUCCACGUGUGAGGUCAGAAAUGAUGAGAUGUGACACAAGUAUGAUCUUGCAUUAAUUCUAUCCCCAUGUCCUCACAACAACACACAACAAUUAACGGACACAAACACCAAAUCGAACUUCUUGAAUAAAGCAACAAAAUUGUAUAACCAUCACCAACAUAAAUUUUCCAGAAAAUAAACCUUAGACUGAAUUACAAACAAUCAUCCAAAGUAUUAUAGAGAAAAAUGGCAUCAACUAUGUGCAGCAGCAGCUGUUGCUGUUUUGGUUGGAAAAACUACAGUUUUAAACAUUGUUCUAAUCAGAAUCGCAGAAUCCAGCAGAGUAUGUUUAUUGAAACUUGUACUGAUGAUGGACGUGACAAACUUCCUUCUGGAUUGUUCAAAAGGAGAUCAGUAGUUGUACAAACUGGUUUUGGGUUAGUUCCUUUGAUUUCUUCUUUCACAGGUCUUGGAAUUCCUUCAAAUGCUUUGGCUGUUGUCAAACAAGGCCCAUUAGCUGGACGAGUACCCGGGUUGUCUGAACCCGAUGAACAAGGUUGGAGAACAUACCAAAGACCAGAUGACAAAUCUGGAGGUCAUGGAGUUGGAUGGAGUCCGAUCAUUCCUUAUCUUUUCAAAGUGCCUGAUGGUUGGGAAGAGGUUCCUGUUUCUAUUGCGGACUUAGGUGGGACUGAAAUUGAUCUCAGAUUUGCAAACACCAAACAAGGCCGCUUGUUUGUCAUUGUCGCUCCUGUCCGCAGAUUUGCAGACGAACUCGGAGACAAUACCACAAUAGAAGAAAUAGGACCGCCUGAGAAGGUGAUUAACGCGUUUGGACCAGAAGUAAUAGGAGAAAAUGUAGAAGGGAAAGUAUUACGAAUGCAAGUAGCAGAGCAUUCAGGGAGAAAAUAUUACCAGUUUGAGUUGGAACCGCCUCAUGUUUUGAUCACAGCUACUGCAGCUGGAAACCGACUCUAUCUAUUCAGCGUUACUGGAAGUGGUCUUCAAUGGAAGAGAAAUUACCCGGAUCUGAAACGAAUAGCUGAAUCUUUCCGUGUUGUCUGAUUUUACAGUAGGCAAGCAAUUUUCCCACUUCUUUGAAUUCAAACGAUGAUUAUUUAUUAGAUGUAUCAUAAAACUAAGACGAAAAGGUUCAAAUGCUCAAAGCUUGAUUAUAAUACGUGCCUGCAAACGUUGGCAUCGUCUGAGAAACUAGGGUAAAUAAUAAUCACCAGUUCAUUUGUAUUAAUCUGCACAGCGGUGUUGGUCGUGUUUUUGUUUUUAUCCUUGAUCUAUACAGUCUGAAUUUGCACGGAA
Messenger RNA from Amaranthus tricolor (Joseph's coat), 1580 nucleotides. Its product is annotated as psbP domain-containing protein 4, chloroplastic. NCBI's taxonomy places the organism in Eukaryota, Viridiplantae, Streptophyta, Magnoliopsida, Caryophyllales, Amaranthaceae. The coding region runs from base 510 to 1328 and encodes 272 amino acids. Gene Ontology annotation, molecular function: calcium ion binding. The record is from RefSeq and is a predicted model, not a curated record. Gene Ontology annotation, cellular component: extrinsic component of membrane; photosystem II; photosystem II oxygen evolving complex. The transcript is spliced from 5 exons. Gene Ontology annotation, biological process: photosynthesis.